AUGACCUUGCUGACCUCUAAAACAAACUAUGAUCAUACAUUGCAGGACUCUACCGAUGUGUUUCUGAACCAAUCCUCUCUACCCCGUACAUGGGAGCAACAUAGUCCAUACGACAGCACACAUCUUGUUUCGUAUGAACAACCAUUAACAGACUUGAAGGGGUUUAUAGAGUCUGCUAUUCCUAAUCCACUCAGGACUGAGCUUGCUUCACUUCAGAAUGCAUUAGAAACCUGUCAGAAAGAGAAAACUGCUCUUGGUGCAAAGGUUCAGACAGAAACAUUCGAACGUGUACGUCUAAUGUCAUUGUUGGAUAUUACUAGAGAAGAGUUGAGAACCACUCAAAGACAAUUGCUGCAACUCAGAUAUGAUCCAUUCUCUACAUUGGCUGUAAAUGCUGCAUUGCAGAGAAAAAUCGGCGAUAUGCGUCUUCAUAUCGACUCCCUCACAAAUGAAUCAACAAAGCUAAAAUCUACUAUUCAGAAGCUAUCCAGUGCUCAAGGCGAUGCUAUAAAUGAAUCCGUGCGUAAAUCUCUACAUAUUGAAACUGUCGAAGCAGAGCGGUCGAGAUUGGCCGAAUCUCUUCUUUCGGCUCAGUAUGAAUCUACUGAAUUUACUAGGAAAAUCGCCAUGUUGGAAACGGAAAACAGCGCACAGCGUCGUCACAUUACUGCAUUGGAGCGAUUGCAUCCAGAUAAUGCUGCUCGCAGAGCUUUUAGUGGUCAGGACAAUCAUUCCACACAGGAUAAACCAUUGCCAGUUUGCGACGUGUGUGGAUUUUCAAAUCAAGAAGCUACUGCCGAACAGCUGGAUGCCAAUCUGCACGUUGCUGAGCUCUCUCACCAAGUAGAAUCUCUUAAACAGGCGUCCCAGCAACUUACUUCUCAUCAGGCAUCUGUGCUAAAACAAUUGACAGCAGAAAGGGACAGGUGUUCUAAAGCCGUUGAUGAAAUUACAAAACUCACUACAAAGUGUAAUCUGUUGGAAAUAAACGAAGCGAAUUCGCUGAAAAAGAUGGAAGCAUACAUGUCACUCAACACAGAGCACCACAAUCGUAUCACUGCACAGUACUCAUUUUUACGAGACUUGACGUAUACCAGAUUGCAAGAGUCUGCAGAUAGCCGUGCUCAUAUCCAUGGCCAAAUCGAAGAAUUUUUUGGGUUUUUUGGGGAUAUUAUUGGUAUUAUAUGGAUGCUUGAAACUUUACUAAACGAAGAGCAGCAGGCGAGAAAUCGAAUUGAAAAGGUUAAACAAGAAUUUGCAACUGAAUGUGCAUCACUUUUCAAGGAGCUUCAAACACGAGCACGGCGGCACGAGUUAAAAUGGACUCAUAUUCAAACCCAUGCAUAUGAACUCAAAUCAGAACUGGUCAAAAUUGAUUCCGCUGCGUUACCAGACUCUGUUCAAAAUACAUUGGCGUCGAUUUAUACUAGUUUGGACGAGAUGGUCAAAGUAUCCUCGUAUGAAAUUGUAGAAACAUCCGCAACUGCAAAACUGUCUGCUGAAUCUCGUACUCUGUUUGUCGAGAGCCGACUUGCAGAGGCAGAAGUGUUUAUUUCUAGUGUAUUUUCUGAUAGAGAUCGGCAACACAAAUGGUCUUGUGACUUGAAUCAAAAGCUGCCUCUUUUGGAAGCACGUAUGGAAAAGUUGCAUGAUAGCCUUGAAAAAUAUAUAAAACUCCAAACCAACAAGAAGCAUCAAAGCUUACCCAUUACCAAAGAUACCAAUUGCGAACCUGUGCCAUCUAUGGAAGUUGAGGCCUCAGAUGAGAUACCAAGCACUAGUUUAAAAACAAAAAAACUUAUACCAUCACUAGAAUCACAGCCUACACGCUCCAUAUAUGGUCGUUUUUGGCCUACAUUUGGACUUGGCAGUUCUUUAUCAUCGACCACAUUUGACGCACAAAGUAUCUCAACACGACAGCAUCAACGUCGCUUAUCCAUCAAAUCUGUUUUUGAGCAGGUUUCCAACACAAUUUCGUACGACCACCCAAGUGACAACAAUAUAGACACUUCAUCAAAUUUGAAUUCAGCAGCCAACAUGGUUCUUCGAACAUUGUUUAAAAAAGAAGAAAUGAUUAAUCAGCUGCAACAUAAAAUUGCUGAUUUGGAAGUUGACGUCAAGAAAUGUAAAGAUCCCACCAAUCAGCUAUAUACUCAUUCAGAAACCAAUCAACAAAUAGUGGAUGUUUCUUUAUUGAAAAGCACUAUUUCUGAAGAGCAAUUGCCUGUAAACACAAAUGAGCACAUGAGCAGUUUUCAAAAUUCCGAUACUCUUCAAAACGAAAUACAAGAUAAAACACCUAUAGACUUUUCAUCGAAUGUCUUGGUACCAGUGGAACCUGCCUAUCAAGAUGUGCAAAAUGGUACAGAUACUUUUAACACGCGGAAUCCAACUGUAUCCAAUCAAGUGGACUUGGACACUACACCCGAUCGUUUGACAGACCAGGACACUCUUCAAGUACAACCAGAGCCUAUUUUGUUGAAAGAUGCAACAACUCAAUCAUCUGUCAAGAUUACUAGGUCGAUUGAAGUGCAGACAUUUUCAGACUUGAUAAUUAUUACUAAAGACAAGUGGAGUAGUGUUGAAAAAGAGCUAUUAGAAAGUAAUCAGCGUGAAAUUGAAUUGCAAAAAAGUCUAGACGAAAUGGUGCUGAAUCAUGAUACUGUGGAAUCUAAACUUGUGUGUGCAGAUGAAAAAAAUACUGCGCUAGAAUCACAGCUCCAGGAUCAAACCAGUCAAUUGACUAUAUACAAAUCAAAGCUAAACGAAUCUGAUGCCAAGGUUACUGAUCUUGCACUAGCAAUGGCUGCUUUUGCAGACCAACCUAUCUCAACACAUAUGCCAACAGAAUUUGCUAGCACUCAAACACGCACUCCAUUCUUGCUUGAUUACGCGGCUCAAACCGAUUCUCCUGCAAUGCAUAGCGUCUCAGUCGAGACAACGCUAAAGCAUCAUCAUGACAACUCGUCUCAAACCAUUGACAUGAUGCUAAUUCCCAAAGAUAGAUGGGCCAGUAUUGAGCAAGAACUGACACAAACCAAUCAACACAAACUAGAUUUACAACAAACCGUUGAAGAACUCACGUCAAAGUAUGAUCAAAUGCUCAUUGAAAAAGCUCGGGAAUUUGAAAGAUAUGUAGCGAUUGAGUCACAAUCCCAUGCGCAAAACAUAAUGGAUAACCAUGAAACACAAUUUGAAAAAUCUGUUGUAGACUCUGUACACCACUCUUCCACGGCUAGCACUUUUAAACAUAGGCCUAUUUCUCAAUUAUUCACAACCAACACUACGUAUACCCAAACCUUUUCAACUAAACAUAUAGAUGGCUCAAAUCAGACUGAUAGUUCAUUACAACGUGAUGGCUCGAAUCAAACUGAUAUUUUACCACAACGUGAUGGCUCGAAUCAAACUGAUAUUUUAUUACAAUGCGAUGGCUCAAACCAAACCGACACAUCACUGAUGGUCGUUUCAAAAUCAGAAUGGACGCAUAUUGAGCACGAAUUGGCAGAGUGCAAGCAGUGCAAAUUGGAUCUUCAAAAUACAGUUGAUACAUUGACUACAAAUCAAAAUCAGUUGAAUGCUCAAUAUUUACAGGAAUCUGAAAAGCAUAAUCUUUUGAAAUCUGAUUCACAGAUUUGUGAUCAGGAAUUGCAACACCACAAACUACAAGUUGAAAAGAAUAUAAAAGAAAUCAAUCUUUUAAAAUCUACCAUUACCAAACUGGAACAGGAAAUCGCUUUAAAAUCUGUUUCGACUCUCACAGUCAAAGUUCAAACAGAACCCUCCAUUUCAUCACAACCAGAUUCUUCAAAUUUACAAAAUGGUAUCUCGCAAACAGACAUUAUAGUCCAGGCAGAUCAUAAUGCUCAGACCGACGACUCUUUAAUUUUUAUUUCAAAAGAGAAAUGGCAAAGAUUUGAUCAGGAAUUGGCAGAAAGUAAUCAAAAAUCGCUACAUCUUCAACGGGUCAUUGACGAGUUGAAUUUAGCUCAUGAUGAUUUAAAAUCCAAACUUUUAUAUGAAACAGAAAAACGUGAUGCUUUUGAAUCACACUCACGAGUCGACGACUGUGAUGCACUCGGUCACAGCGCUCAAUUGGAAAAAUAUACUUUAGAAAUUGCACGUCUUGGCUCAGUCAUUGCCUGUAUGAAUGAUCAGUAUGUAUCUCAACAACCACAACUAGUCUCUGUAAACACUGAAACGGAUCAUAUAUUCACUCUGGACACCACUACUCAGACGGAUUCAAAGACUGUGUGUGAUUCGAUUACUCAAGCAAAUGAUGAUAGAUCUGAUUUUAUUUCCAAGGAAAAAUGGAAUAAUACUGUGCAGGACUUGGAAAAAAGUGUCAAACGUGAACAAGAUUUACAACAAACCAUUUUCGAUCUUCAAUUGAAAUACGAGCUUGCAAAAUCUGAUCAACGUACAGCCUUUGAAUCUCAAUUACAAGCCCAUAAUACUGAAUCUCGUGAAUAUGCUUCUCAGAUUACCACGUCAGAUUUGCUUGUAAAUGACAUGAAGCAGCAGAUUGAGCUACACAAACACCAAUUAAAAGAUCUAAAAGACCAAAUUAUAAAACUCAAGACAGAUUUAAAGAAAACUGUUUUGUUAGAAAAGGCAAAAGAACUGAAAUAUCAGCAGUCUGAAACUCAACAUCGAGAGUAUCUUUGCACAAUCUCCACGAUACUUUCACCUUUAAAUCAAGAUGGAAAACUGGAUGUAACCAACAAGACUGCACUUUUGGAAUUGGUUUCAAACCUACUCCCCAUUAUUUCAGGUGCUGAUAAACAACUUAAAUCUAGUUUCUCACAAACUUUGGAUUUCACAAACUCUACACAUGAAUUACACAAAAAUCAAGCCAGAUUACGCGAGGAGCUUCAAAAUGCUUUAUCUGAGAUGAAACUGUUAGUUGUCAACAAUACUCACUUAAAAGAUACACUUUGGCAGCUUAAAAUGCAGGUUAACGCAAUACAAUCGCAUAAUAGUGCGCGUGUUGUAAGCCUAAUUCCAGCUGGUCUUCGAAAUGAGUCGGUAAAAGAUGAGAUUAUGGCAAUUCAGAACAAAGUUGAACUUGCCAUUUCCAUGCGAGAUAAAGAAAACCUGCGACUGGAACAAAAACUUUGUAAACAACGAGAAGAGCAUCUUUCCGGACUAUCCAAGGUUUCCAAUCAGCUUCAGGCUGCUACAGAAUAUAGUCGAGCGUUGUUGAUCAAUCUUGAAUUUUCCAACCGUCAUUUGACGGACACAAAAGAACGUCUGAGUGCAGAAAAUGAUGCUCUUUGCAAGGAAAUCAGUAGACUGCACUGUAUGCAAAUUGAAAACAGUCGUAUAUCUCCGGUUACGCCAUCUACAAUGAGUCAUGCAUCUAUUCCAAGCAAUGGCUCACAAGCAUCUACUAAAAUUGCAACCGAUGUUGAUAAAUCUAAAUUGAACCAUGCCAGUCAAAGAUUUAAACAAAUGGUUAUUAGAGAUAAGCAUGGUCUCUCAACAUGGCUAAGUACAGUUUAUACAGGCAGUUCUACUAGUCUAUCUCAUGGUAAGCUUGCAACCAUGGCACAUCAAAUCAUGGAAUAUUGUGAAGUUCUUGCUGGAUUGGUAGACGUUGUCACUACGCUGCUUACACGACAGACCAUUGACAAAGACACUGUAUCUUGGCUAUCAUCUUUGCCAGUGUUUGACAUAAUGUUGCAGAAACUUGACAAUCCAACCGAUGGGUUUAAAAGUGACGGAAAGCAAAAAUCUAGAUUGCCGAAUGCAAUUAUUGCACACCUGCUUUUUGAUAUUACUCGUGAUGCUCGGUUGCGUGAGCAGCACCAUCAUUUGGCAACGCAAUCAAAUACUCUAGAUUGUGGCACUCAAACUAAUCUGGAGCUAGUUCAGCCUGAACGUUCGCCCGCAGAUGCAAUUGAGCAGCAAUCUUACCAACACAUCAAAUCUAUUCCAGUUUUUGAUGAGACGGAAAAGCAAAAGAUGCUUGAUUGCUGCAACGAUCUACUGAUACAGCAAAACCAUCUUCGCGGUGUUGUAAAGUAUAUUAUGAAAAAGAAUGUUCAAUGCCAAUCUGAAAUUCAGAAAAAGAAUAUACAAAUUUCUCUAUUGCAGACAAAGCCUCCUACAGCCACUCGAUCGGUAAACUGUGAUUUAAAUGAUUUUAUUGACCGUGUUCAAGAUAGCAUUCCAAAUUUUGAAUCGAUAAAAACGGCAUAUGUUCAAGCUGCUAUUGUCAUGACUGAUGCAGCAACUUCACUGCCACUUCCAUCACAAACUUUGGCUAGCACUCAAACAGAUACUAUUGAAGCAUCAGUUUCAACUUCACAUAUGGAAAAAAGCGUUUCUGUUGCUAGAUUUCUCAAAAUUCAGCGCAAAUGCAGUGAUCAAAGUGCGUUGAUUCUCAAAUUGCAGUCGGAUAUUUCAAAACUGGCGUCUAUUCAUGAGCUUCCUGUCAAAGAUACAAUUGUAGAUGGAUCCGAGGCACUGAUUAAACGCAGCGAAUACGAAGACAUGCUACAAAAACUUGUUGAUUUGCAAGUUGAUUUAGCCAUGGUUAUGGGAGAACGAGAUUCAGUCAAACACGAACUUGCUCAAUUAGAGCUCUGUGUCUUGGAGGAGAAAAAGAGUAAACAAAUACCACUUGGUACUGACGAAACAGUCGACUCUAUUACAGAGUCAAAAUCAAUGCUAGACUCUACAAAACAGCAGCAAACACAUUUCGAUAAACUAGUUUCCGAUUGUGCACAGAGUGAUAGUCGAUGGAAAGCAGCAGAGCUGCAAUCCCAGCACUAUCAAAACCAAUUACAAGCCGCGAACAUGUCGAUUGAAGCUCUUACUACCCAAGUGCAAAAAAUGCAUGCUCAAAGCAAUCUUCUUUCCAGUCCAUUGCUGCAACCUAUCAAUCCACGCAAAAGCAUUUUGAUAGAUGCAGAAACUCAGACUUCAAAGGGAAUCUCUGAAGUUUAUAAAAAACAAAAAAUUGCGGCUUCACUGAUUCAGACCAAAACCAACUUGGAUCUGAGUAAGCGACAAGUAACAGUUCUUGAGGCUGAAAACACAUCAUUGAAACAAGCAUAUGAACACAUGAGACAAGAAUUACAAGUUUUACAAAAGCCAAAUUUUGCAGAAAGAAUCAAGCAAGAAACACACGAUCGCGACGUGAAGAUUGCUGGAUUAAGCGAUCAACUUGAAAAAGCUAAUCGUCAAGUUGUUCAGCUUCAGUCUAAAUUACUGAAAAUUGAGCAGGUAAUGAAGAAUGGUGUUGAUUCUCUUCGUAGCGAUGUACAAGUCAGUCAGCGUGACAUUGUGGAAAAUAUUCAGAACAUGCAAACCAUGCUUGCUGAUUCACAAUCUGAAAUACAACAGUAUAUUCAGAAUGUUGGUCAGGAGCUACAUCAAGGUGUCACCAAUCGUAAAAAAUUGCAAAGUUCAUUUUAUAGACUAAAGCAAUCUUGUCACUUGCAACCUAAACAGGUCAACUGCGAAUCUCAAACCGAAAUUGUGAAACAAUUUGAAAAUGCCAUUUGCGAUCGCAAUUGCAAUUGCAACAUCCAUUCCAAGGAAAUGAUUGAUAUUUCACAUACCCAUUUAAAUCGAGUACAUGCUGGUUUAACUGAAUUCCAUGCCACUUUACAUGCAUGCAUUGUGCCCUUACAGCAACACGCACUGAAACCUCGAGUGUUUGUUGAAUUUGUAGAGCAUAUUUUGGAUUUGGUACAUGAACUUGUUUUACUGUGCAAACACGACGAUACAAAGUAUCAGAAUUCUGUUUUGAAUGCAAAUCAAUGGCUAAUGUCACGCCUCCAAGACAAAACAGUCUACUCUUCACAGACUGCUAGCUUACCUACUUCAAGUGUCAAGGCAGUUCAGCUGGAUCUAUUGCCAAUGAAAGAUGCUCAAACCAACACUUUUUUUACGUAUCCAACAAACUCACCAACUCUAUCCUCAGCUGCUCCACAUUUAGAUCAAGAGUCUGUUAAAUCAGAUCACUUGACACAACAAUCCAUUCAAAACGCUUCAUACAUUGAUUUUGAAAAGUUUGGAAACAGCCAAUCUGAAUCUUUCCUGGCUGACACUGAGAAAGACCAAAGACUAGAACAGCGCGCGCAAGAGUUUGAAUCAGAACUUGCACACAUGAAGCUGAUGUCUAAAAAAGCAUUUGCUCAAACUGCUCAAACACUUUCUAACCUAUAUCGUCUGAAUGGAACAGACUCAUAUAAUGUUCAAUCAAACUCAAGCUCCGCAAUGACAAUUAUCAAAGAUAAGGCAGCAUUUGAAUUUUCAUCAUUGGAAGCAAAUAUUAAUCGGUUGCUGCUUGGUGAUUCGACUGUUGAAAUUGAACCCAACAAAGAUGGUCACGAUUAUUUAUCCAAAGAUAUGGAGCAUAUUCGCAUGCUGACAAAACAUUCCUUACAAACUACUGCUGAAGCUAUUAAAAUGGCAGCACAACCUCCUUUUACACAUUCAUGGAUAUACCAAUCAGAAUCUAGCUCAGCAACAGAUUUGAAAAGCAGGCCAUUUUUAGCCAAGAAAACCUCUAGCUUAACAGGGCUUGGAUCGGAAAAGGAUAAAUGCGAGAGUGAUCAUACGAAUUUGAAAUCAAACUUGUCUAUUAUUACAGAUGGUUUUGAGAAAUCAAGGCCAAGACAACAAUCAAUUCUUUCAAAAAUUGAUCUUUCUGCAAAAUCAGAUAUGAUGGAAUCACUAAGUCAUGAUCUUGCAUACAUGCGAGAUUUAACACGUCGAUCCAUUAUUUCUACUGCAGAAACCAUUCGAUCAGCGGCACAAUGCGAUGAAAAGUGUCCAGAUCUUGAUGUAGUGACAAUGGAUUACGAUUAUCCUCAAAUGGAAAUGCAAAGUGGUAUGAAUGACACCAACAAAGCAAUGGAUGGUGGCUCGACAUUGUUUGAUAUAGAAACGAUGAAAUCUCUUACAAUGGCUUCGAUUGAACAAACACAAAUUCUGAUUCAUCAAAUUGAAAGAGAUCGUAUGAAUGAAUGA
Messenger RNA from Batrachochytrium dendrobatidis JAM81, 8985 nucleotides. RefSeq lists its product as uncharacterized. The record is from RefSeq and is a predicted model, not a curated record. NCBI's taxonomy places the organism in Eukaryota, Fungi, Chytridiomycota, Chytridiomycetes, Rhizophydiales. The transcript is spliced from 9 exons. Gene Ontology annotation, cellular component: myosin II complex; cytoplasm; myosin filament. The coding region runs from base 1 to 8985 and encodes 2994 amino acids. Gene Ontology annotation, molecular function: actin filament binding; microfilament motor activity.